AUUCCAUAACCAGGCCGGCUCGUUUGGACUCUUGUUUUUUGUGGGUUAGGCUUAACGGGCACGGGAGCUCCACCUCGAAGCAUUCGAAAAAGGCGAGGGCGGCGAUGAGUACCGGCGGCGGAGAAAAGGGGAGUGGAGGCGGUGGCUCGGUGAAGACGCCGGCGGAUUUCCUCAAGUCGAUCCGAGGCCGUCCCGUCGUGGUUAAGCUCAACUCGGGGGUCGAUUACCGAGGUAUUCUUGCCUGUCUGGAUGGAUACAUGAAUAUUGCAAUGGAACAAACAGAGGAGUAUGUUAAUGGCCAGCUAAAAAACAAGUAUGGUGAUGCAUUUAUCAGGGGAAAUAAUGUUCUGUACAUAAGCACUUCAAAACGGACUCUUGCCGAAGGUGCUUGACAGUUCUCCAAAGUAUGACCUGUGUCUUCUGGAUCCAUCGACCGAGCUGAACUUUCUUGUUUUUGGAUUAAAUGUUUGAAGAAUUUUAUGGGCUGCUUCCUACGUUUGGUUAUUGUUCCUAGGGCAGUUCUUCCGUCAUAUUAUUCCUCUGUUAGAAAUUGGCACAUUAGUUUGGAUAAAAAGGGCAUCACCAAUACUACGUUUGACUC
Messenger RNA from Zingiber officinale, 601 nucleotides. RefSeq names its product U6 snRNA-associated Sm-like protein LSm6. The coding region runs from base 105 to 392 and encodes 95 amino acids. Gene Ontology annotation, molecular function: RNA binding. Gene Ontology annotation, biological process: maturation of SSU-rRNA; mRNA splicing, via spliceosome. Lineage: Eukaryota; Viridiplantae; Streptophyta; Magnoliopsida; Zingiberales; Zingiberaceae. Gene Ontology annotation, cellular component: nucleolus; P-body; U6 snRNP. The transcript is spliced from 3 exons. The record is from RefSeq and is a predicted model, not a curated record.